AGAUGGGUGGGAAAUUAUUUCCCUUAGACAUUUUCCAAACACUGCGUGUCUGGAUAAGUCGGUAAAUUGGAACGGGGAAGGACGUGCCUAGUUGAGAUCAAUCUAUUGCGUUUGAGGUUAUCAAAAAAAAAAAAAAAAAACUAUUGCGUUACGUCCAACUCCCCCGGCGACGGUGGAAGCGGGAGCAGCCCGACGUCCUCGUCCGACUCCCCGGCGACGGUGGAAGCGGGAGCAGCAGCAGCCCGGCGUUGCUUCCGGCGGCAUUACCUCCUCGUCCUCGUCCGACUCCCUGCCGAGAUCCCGGCCUUUCCGUCCCGACCGCACCGGCGGCGGCGGCGGAGCAUCGGGCCCCUUCGGCUUCAGAUCCGGCGGACGAGGUCGCGGUCGAGGGGAUCUACUGCGGCGGUGGGGUCGAGCGAGGGACCGGCGGCCGCGACGGGCAUCGACCACUGGGAGUUCGCCUGCAGCUUGAGCAGGACCUUGUCCUGCGCCACGUGGAAGAGCGCUCCCACCUCCGCCCCGUCGCCGCCGCCGCUCGUCGUGGUGGGUAGGGGAUUCACUGAUUUGCUGCACUCUGUUUGCUCGGGGGAUCGAGAGGGAUAGGAGGAAGAGGAGUGGAGAGGAAGAAGGUAGAAGAUGAGGGACAAUUUGGUCCAUAAAGAUAGAAGAUAAAAGGAAUUUCGUCGAAGUAAAGCCCUCGCACCAACUUAGCCAUCGUCGCCUUCCCGUAGGCCGGCCGGCCGGCGACCACCGCCUUCCGAAACCGAUGGCUGCAGAGACGCGUCCUAGCCGCUACCGUCGGCUUCGGAAGGCCUCGGAUCUCUCUACCGCCACCACCGCUUCCCCACUCUCCAAACGGAUUUGUAUGGGCAAGAAAUGCACCAGUUAUGAGGACAGGAUCAGCAGCUUACCUGAAGAGAUACUACUCAUGAUCCUUGGCAAGCUAGACACACGGACGACAGUAACAACCACCAUCCUUUCAAAGAGAUGGCGUGAUCUUCCUCGAUGUUUGCCCACAUCCUAUAACCUUGCUGUCGAUGACAUCCUCCCACCACGGUAUCACCGCCUCAAACGCCUUAACAUGGAGGCUAAGGCGGCCUAUGAAACAGAGAAGAUUGUACACAAACUGACCGACAUCUAUGCCAUCAAGGCUCGGCAUGAGCGUUGGAUGACCACUAUCAGACCACUCACGGCCAUCCUAGAACGCUACGAGCGCCGGGCCAUGAGACGCUAUGUCAAGCAGGUGAAUGCAUUUCUUCUAGCUCCAAAGAAUGUGCGUCAACGCUGGCCUGUCCAGAAGCUGAGGCUCCAAACGCUAGGGCGUUGGCAUGAGAAUAUUGAUGAAUGGAUCACCACAGCCAUUGCCAAGUGGGGUGUCGAGGAUUUUGAGCUUGUUGUCGAUGGCUUUUGCCUGGGCUAUGACCUCAAGCAGCUGGAUACAUACCGGAGCUUGCGGCUGGAGCGGCUUGCGUUGUCCAAUUGCGAGGCUGUUUGUGCAUGGAACUGCUUGACAGUAAAGAGGCUCACCAAACUCUCAUUGAGUGAAGGUUCAUUUAUGGGAUUGCUCAAUGAUAUCCUUGCAAACUGCGUGCAGCUAACAGAUUUCAGGGUCGCAUUUUCAAGUUAUUACCGAGCCAAAGUCCGUAUCUAUGCCCCAUCAUCGAAAUUAAAGAAUCUGCAAGUGGACAGGUGCAACUUUGGGAAAAUCUAUCUGAUAUGUCUGCCUUGUCUUGAAACUUUUGUUUGCCGCGGUCGCCCGACCAAGUUAUCCUAUGGUGAGGUGCCUCAGCUCAGGCAUGUGAGGUUGGACUACAUUCAAACUGAAGAUAACGACAUAGAUGAUGAAUCUGGUACUAAGAGGACAUAUCCACCGAGCAAAUUCUUCAAAAAGAUCCCAAAACUAGAUUCCCUUGUUCUUCAGUUCAAAGGGACACAGAUGUGGAUCGAACCAUUUGUUGUUCUCAGUGAGUUCAGUCAGCUCAAGAAGCUCUUCAUCGCAAAUGUCCCAGUGAACUGGGAUAUACUGUGGAUUCUCCUACUGCUCGAUGCAACGCCAGCCUUGGAGUCAUUACAUGUUCAUAUUGACAACAACUCAGAAGACAGAACUGCAGGUGAUCUCUGCGCCAGCCUCGACGUCGGUGUGCAGCAGGAUCGAUACCGUCACCUGAAGGAGCUCGUCGUGGCCGGCUUCGACGGACUGGGCUGGCAAGCUGGCUUUGUCAGGCUGAUAAUGAAGAGGUCGCCGUUGCUGAGACGCGUUCACCUGCUUGACGGGGAGGUCAGGGAUGACGAGGGGGAGCUGGGGGAUCUGCAGAUCGUCCCACGCCACCGGGAGUGGCACGAGUGUGAGCGAGCUGAGGUGCUCGAUGACCUCACCACUGGGUUUCGCUGGCCUCCUCAAAUAAUUCUGGAAUAAGCGUGUCCUUUCAGUUAACUUGUUUAGAUUAGGAAAAUAAUAAUAAUAUGUGUGCCUUGUGACUUUGCUUGACGAUGCAAAUGACGCAGAGCUGAAGUGCUCCGGUUCCAUGUCUGUCCCUUUACAAAACCGUGUCUUAUAGUAGACAUUUUGGAAGAACCAGUGCGGUUGUUGUACCAGUUUGUUUUGUUUGAACACUCAGGGGUUGUUUAGAUUCAGGGGUGUAAAGUUUUGACGUAUCA
Oryza sativa Japonica Group (Japanese rice) is the source of this 2658-nucleotide messenger RNA. Its product is annotated as F-box/FBD/LRR-repeat protein At1g16930. Gene Ontology annotation, molecular function: protein binding. NCBI's taxonomy places the organism in Eukaryota, Viridiplantae, Streptophyta, Magnoliopsida, Poales, Poaceae. The record is from RefSeq and is a predicted model, not a curated record.